ACUCUUCGUAGUGUUUAUCUGCUUAAACGGUGCUGAUGGUGCUGACACAUGUUUCAAAGGUUAUAGAUUAUAUCUCGCAGCUGACACAUAAAUGAUACUACUGGUGAAUACUGUGUGCGAGUGAAAUAAGUAAUUGUAAUAAUCUUGUUAACGGCAACCUUUGGUUCGGAUCAGAAAGUAAUUAAACACGUGGAUAGUAAUUAAUAAGUUGGCUAUCAAAUAAUUGACAACCAUUAAUUCUGUCAUCACAUUCGAUUGAAAUCUCGUGUCGUCAUGAAACGAGCAGAGGAAACUUUAGCGGGAUGGAAGUUGAUAUGGUGGUUGUUUAAAUUAUUCGGCCUCCCGAUCACGAUUCCUUGGCUGGUGUAUCACUUUUACGAUGUUAUGCAGCAGAAGCGGAGAAGAGCAGCUCUUGGCAACAAGGUUGUGAUGAUAACUGGCGCUAGUUCCGGCUUGGGGGAAGCCUUAGCUCACGCGUUCUACAGCUCGGGAUGCAGAGUCAUCUUGGUGUCUCGCCGAAAAGAGGAGCUGGAGAGAGUGAAAAGUGAUUUGUUAAAAACUCAUCAGACGGUUCCAACAUAUAUGCCUAUUGUCUUGCCGUUGGAUCUAACUGACAUUAACAACAUGAAGGAUGAAGUGUCAAAAGCGAUAAUGGUACAUGGCAGAAUUGACAUCUUAAUUAAUAAUGCUGGCAUUUCGUAUAGAGGAGAAGUUAUUGAUACAAACGUCGAUGUGGACAUAAAAGUCAUGUUAUCCAAUUAUUUCUCUCAGGUUGCGUUAAGCAAGAUUGUUCUUCCGUACAUGAUAAAGCAGCAGUCUGGUCAUAUAAUAGGCAUAAGUAGCGUGCAAGGGAAAAUCGCUAUUCCAUUCAGAUCUACGUAUGCCGCAUCUAAGCACGCGUUACAAGCUUGGUACGAUACCGCAAGAGCAGAGCUAUCUGACAAAAAUAUAAAAUUUACAGUCGUCAUUGCAGGAUAUAUUAAAACAGCUCUUUCCCUCAAUGCCUUGACAGGAAGUGGGCAAACCUAUGGAAUAAUGGACAAAGCGACUGAAACGGGCUAUCAACCAAAGUAUGUAGCUGAACGCAUUUUGAAAUCUGUAUUGAAGCAAGAGAAGGAAGUUACUAUUGCAACGUUUGCUCCGAAGUGCGCUAUAAUACUUAGAACCUUGUUUCCUUCGCUUUACUUCUGGAUUAUGCAAAAGCGUGCGAGGAAAUUAGCACGAGAUAAAUAAUAUCUUUUAGUUAAGUACCACCAAUAUCUUACAGAUAACGUGAUUGCGUUUGUCAUGAAUUUAUGUACAUAAAUAUAUUUAUAAGAAAAUCUCAGGAUGCAAUUAUGUAUAAUUUCACAGGGGAUAUGGAUAAAAGCUAUGUAAUUUUGUACAAACAAACUUCCGCGCGAGUUAUUAUUGUUAUGUACAUAUUUAUAUAUAACAAGGAAAACCGGUUAAAUAAAAGACAUUAUUCAAAAGUA
Molecule: messenger RNA, 1475 nt
Organism: Wasmannia auropunctata (little fire ant)
Lineage: Eukaryota; Metazoa; Arthropoda; Insecta; Hymenoptera; Formicidae
Product: dehydrogenase/reductase SDR family protein 7-like
Exons: 6
Coding region: 274-1233 (319 amino acids)
Cellular component (GO): membrane
Molecular function (GO): oxidoreductase activity
Source: RefSeq, a predicted model, not a curated record